Ixodes scapularis (black-legged tick) is the source of this 1293-nucleotide messenger RNA. Its product is annotated as collagen alpha-1(V) chain. Lineage: Eukaryota; Metazoa; Arthropoda; Arachnida; Ixodida; Ixodidae. The record is from RefSeq and is a predicted model, not a curated record. Bases 1 to 1293 code for a protein of 430 amino acids. The transcript is spliced from 14 exons.
AUGUUUCCCGGACCGGACACGGCGUACAGGAUCUCUCAGCAGGCCAUGCUCACGGUGGCCACGGAGCAGGCUUUUCCAGCCGGAUUUCCCAGGGACUUCUCCAUCUUGGCCACUCUGCGGGUCGAGCAGAACACGGAGGGCUUCCUGCUGAGCGUGCACGAUCCGGAGGGACUGGAACACCUCUCGCUGCACCUAGGCCAGAACGUCACCGUCGGUCUGCGGUCGGACAUCGGCAACGACAGCGUCCUCUCCGUGGCGGUCUUCACGGACUCAGUCAACGACGGAAAGUGGCACCGACUGUCGCUGAGCGUCAAGGGAAACUCUGUCACCCUGGUGAAGGAUUGCGCCGUCCGAGGAACCGAGGCCAUCGACCGGUCGGACGAGGCGCUCAUUGACCACUCGGGCAUCAUACUCAUCGGCCAGAAGUUCUACGACGACGAGGUGUACCAGGGCGACAUCCAACAGCUGCUGAUCGUGCCCACCCCCGACUCGGCGUACGAGCAGUGCAGCGCCUACAUGCCCAACUGCGACUUGCCGCUGCCGUCCGUCGACGGAGACUACACGGACCUGGGCUACAACAAGACCGACCUCGAUCUGGAGCCGGGGCCCGGGGGAGACUCCGGAAACGAAACGGAAGCACCCAUUUUCCCGGAUGGGGAAGGCACAACCGUCUACCCGACGUAUCCGAGCUACCCGGGCCACACCAACUACAACUACUAUACUGUUGAAGUAAGCGGUAAAACAGCAACAAGCCGUUUAGUAGCGCGGUAUAUGACCAUGCAGGCUCUCGAAAAGGGAGACCCCGGCAGGGAUGGACUGGCGGGGACUACGGGACAGCCCGGCGCUCCUGGUCACAUCUUCAUGAUCCCGUACCAGACAGCAGGAGACACCAAGGGUCCGGACAACACAGAAGCACUCCGGCAAAUGUUGAGUCAGCAUAUGAUGGCGAUGCGAGGAGCUCCUGGAGCCAUGGGUCUCACUGGACUCCACGGACCUGUGGGACCCACGGGUCCUCCCGGUGAGAAAGGAGAGCGCGGCGAACCAGGUGCAACGGGGUCAAGAGGAGUACGUGGGCAGCAAGGGACCCCUGGAAGACUAGGGAGACGCGGUCGCGGAGGCAAAGACGGCGAAAGAGGGAAACCCGGUCCCAUGGGCCCCAAGGGUGACACCGGUCUUCCCGGUCUGCCCGGUCUGCCUGGCGAGAAAGGUGAAAGGGGUUACGUCGGAGCGCCCGGAGACCAGGGCCUUCAGGGUCACGACGGAUCACAGCGAACUUACUGCGUCGAUGAUUAA